AGCUAUAAUUAUGGGUGAAUGGGCACAUGGACUUAUGGGAUGUAUGGAUGACAUUGGAACCUGUUUGAUAGCAUGGAUAGUACCCUGUGUAACAUUCGGACAAAACGCGGAGGCAGCUGGAACCGCUAGUUCUUGUCUAAUCGGAGGUAUCUUGUUCCUCAUUCCUCUGGUGAAUCUUGUGUGCUGGUUUCAAACAAGAGGGGCAAUUAGGGAACAACAUGGAAUUGAGGGUUCGUUAGUGUCUGAUAUUCUGGCUAUCUUCUGCUGUCCACUGUGCGCUUUGGUACAGGAAGCACAGCAAGUCAAGUCCGGUCCAGGUGGAGGCGUUGCCAGAUCCUAAGUCUCGUGGGCUACCUAUAAGUGUCCGAACUCGAGAAGGUUAUAGAGGAAACUACAAAUAUUCACCAUUUCUAAUCAUCUACAGAGAUUUGUCAAGGUGCUCGACAGUUUUAACUUAAAGGUUAAUUUGUUUUACAUUCGGCAUUAGAAGUUGGUGUAGAUUUUGUUUGGAUAGACAAUAUACAUAAUAUUGUGAUUACAUAGUAAUAUAGAUUCGUUUUUUUAGCUUUUCUCACUAAAUGUUUGUGUUUAGAACUUAUUGAAGAUAUUGAAUGGCGAAUUUCCUUUUUACUAGAGUUUAGUCUUUUAAUAAAGCAUGUUUUCAACCAAACUAUAUAAAAUGAAAUUUCAGGGUGUUUCAAAUGUCUUGUUAGGAUGUACUUUUUGAAUAAUUUGUUAUCCAUUUGUCUAACGUCCAAACAGUGGUUAAGGGUGUUCCAGUUUCCUUGCUGAUCGCUUGGGAGAAUUAUUAAGCUUUCUCUUAAUUUUCUUGAUAUUCGAUACUGAUCUCCUUCUUAGAACUCCCCAAGUUAGUAUAAUAUCAAUCUACUUUAUAUAGAGCUGUAUUUGUACUGUGCACAACAGCAAGACAGUGACGCUUCCGAUACCAUACACAUAGAUGCUUCAUCGUGCACCGGACAAUAAAAUACUGUAUUCCAUGCCGUGGUGUUUCUUCAGCAAUUAAUUCUCAGUCAGAUACUGCAUUCAUGGUGGCUGGGCAAAUUCACUGUUGAAUCAUUUUGCAAUUUAUUUGUCCAUCAGAAUUGCUGUUAAUUUAUAUUUUUGAUUUUACCUCGGUUGCUAGGGGACCGAUUCCGGCUGCUUAUAUGGUGGUCAUGGUAACGUAAAACAUUCAGAAGUCACCAUUAAACCUUAAAACUACAAGUAACGUUUUACACAAUGAAGUUUAGACAAAUGGAUAAAAAGUUAUUAAAAAAGUACAUUCUAACAAGACUUUUGAAACACCCUGUACUUGUAGUUGUUACAAACCAGUUCUUUGUUAUUUAGAUUUAUUAAUUAUAUUUAUAAUUAUUAUUCAUAAUUAUCUAAUAUCUUCUUAUCUUGAAUUCAACUGUUAUUGGCAGAGUUUUUUUUCGGGAGUUUAUAUAAUCCCAAAUUGAGUUUUUUAUUGACAUAAUAUACAUAUGAUAUUUAGCACAUCACAGUAAUCAAAACUUGCGAA
Molecule: messenger RNA, 1522 nt
Organism: Bolinopsis microptera
Lineage: Eukaryota; Metazoa; Ctenophora; Tentaculata; Lobata; Bolinopsidae
Exons: 4
Coding region: 11-340 (109 amino acids)
Source: RefSeq, a predicted model, not a curated record